UUCCAACCUCCGCAGUCUCCUUACCCAAGCCGCAGGAUGCAUUAAGUAUAGGAGUCAGUAUUUACUUACGAGUCUUUGCAGGGCCAUUUGUUGGCAUGCAACCACACGAAUGAAGCUUCCAGUGGUCCUGCCCAGCCAUGUACUGGCCCAUUGGAGCUCCUCGAAUUUAUGCUGCCAGCAACAGCAGGUCCUCGAGGGACCACGUACUCGAGUCCGACGAUGAUGCUGAAUCGCGGGAGACAAUCGAUGGUAGUGAUUCUCUGGUAGACGCUCCGAGCAUCGGGACGGCGGGAAGAGCAGAGGAUGAACAUGACGUCGCAUCAGGUUCAUGCACACUCCUGACUCCAAUGAUCCCCAUGAACCCAGGAAUCAAGCCCGUCGAACAUGAAAGUCGAUUCAUCACCGGAUCGACUGGAAACGAGACCAUACUUGCUGGGUCAGCAGAGAAGGAACCUCUCCUAGCACUCAGGACAUCCCGAACCGGGCAUCUUUUUGCAGUAAUAACAUCGACUUCGCUGACAAUUUGGCAAACAAAGCCAACUGCCAUAUUAGCAGCAGUAGUACGAUCCAAUAAAUCUCUUAGUACCUAUGGCCCCAAUAUCUCCCUCCUCGUACGACCGGACUCUGCCAUCUUCGUGGUUCAAACAACUUCUGGAUAUUUGAUCACAUACACAUUGGCUACUGAUCCAGAUGCACGGGUAUUUAGACCACAUUUUGCUAGUCAUACAAGCGGUCAAACUCGCAGGCAGAGCAAUUUUAGCGGGUCCAGGAAUCAAGGUGGGGAUCGAAUCCUUUGGGGGCCAGGUGAGGGAGGCGGGGUACGAGAAGUCAGUGUUCGGUUUCGGAUGGUAAUCAAAGUUGACGCUGGAAUUGGAAGAGCUUUGGCGCUAGAUGACGAGCUUGUUGUGGCAACUCAGAAGCCAGGAGCAGUUCAAUGCAUCAGGUGGACUCCCGACAGUGCUGGAAAUCAAACCAGUACUGAACUUUUCAGUCGGAUGGACUGGCUGCCCAAAAAGACCACUGUCACCGAAAUGAUACAUGAUAGGCCAAUGAACUUGUCAACCUGGAUUACGAACGAUGGAAAAGCAUACGCUGUUCAGAGGCUACCUCAUUCGAAUGAACUCGAAAUACGACAUAAGCUUUUCAGGGGCUACUGCUUUCACGCCCCUCAAGGUGCGAAUGAUCAUGCUACCAAAGCAACGGUUAAUGCUAGAUUCUCAUUAAUAGCUGUUGGUUGUUCGGAUGGGACGAUCCAAGUGUACACAGCUAGAGACUAUGCCGGCAACAUACCUCCAUCUCAUACGCACAAACCAUCUGUCUCAGGACAAUCUUCAGGGCAAUUAACAUGCCUGUGCUACUCUCCUGAUGGUUACUGUCUUUUUGCUGGGUACGAAAACGGAUGGGCUACUUGGAGUGUCUUUGGGAAACCUGGGGCUACCAGCUUCGGCGCAGACCCAAGAAUCUCCGAGGAGCAUGAAGAAUGUUGGCUGGAAGGCGUUAAGGAAGCCAGUUGGCUUGGGGGAGGAUCAGAGAUCCUCAUAAUUGGGCAGCAUGAUUACCGGAUAUGGACAUUAGAAAUGGCUCGCAGUGCCAUCACGGGUUGCUACUCAUCCGCAAACAUUUCACGAACACUACUCCAAACAACAUCAAGUAUAAUGGUAUAUCGAGGCUAUGAUUUGCCUGAUCUCACUACGAUAUCCGCCGAAGCUUCAUUAUGGCAUACCGCACAGAUUCCUUCAAGCUACCUCGUGGACCAAUGGCCUAUGCGGUGCUCCGUCAUCUCCGCUGAUGGCCGAUACGUUGCUGUCGCUGGUCGGCGGGGGCUGGCCCACUACAGCAUCAAUAGUGGUAGAUGGAAGACUUUCGUCAAUGAGAACAUGGAAAACGAAUUCCAGGUAAGAGGCGGGAUGUGUUGGCACCAGCAUAUAUUAGUCGCCGCCGUUGAAGCCGGUGAUUCGUUUGAGUUGCGCCUGUUCUCCCGCGAGUCUGCCCUUGACAGCUCUUUGGUUCUUCACAUUCAGGAAUUACCGGCUCCAGUGGUACUCAUUGCUCCAUCUGGCGAGGAUUCUCUUCUUGUCUACACCUACGACAACUUGCUUUACCAUUACGUCUUCGCGACGACCUCCAGUACGGUAAAUCUCGUCCAAGUUGGCCAGAUUGCCUUUCAUGGCAUAGUUAGGUCACCUGCCAGAGUGAGAGGACUGAGUUGGAUUUUGCCUGAUGACCAGUUGAUUGAGGGCGAUCCAUCCCAAGAUGUUGCCGUUGCAACCGUUGUAUUUCUUGUUGAUGGUAAGCUGGUCUUUCUUCAGCCGUCACUCAAUGAAGAGCGGAAGCUUAAAUAUGACAUGCGUGUCAUCGCACAAAACGUCGAAUACUAUGUUUUGAUGCGAGAUAUGGCUGCUUCGGCCCUAGCUCAAGCUCCGGAGGUGUCAGCCGCCGUUAACAGAGAUGAACUUGGUCCAGAGCAGGGAAAUGGCCUUCGAGACUCUCUCUGGACUUUUGAGGGCAAUGAUAUGAAGGUCUGGCCUGAGGUUUUGGACGUUCUUCGAUCAGCACCAUCGGAAUUGGGUCGUGAACUGCCUCCUAUGGUGUCUAUACCUAUCGAUUUCUACCCUUUGUCGGUCUUAUUAGCCAAAGGCAUUCUACUUGGUCUUGAACCGGACCUCGUUCAGCGCCGAGAUGUGAACUUCGCCUUCUUCCGGUUCACGAUACGGACCCACCUCUUUAUACCUCAAGUACUGAGAUUUCAUUUGUCUCGAUUCGAUUCCUCUGCAGCUUUACAUCUCGCCCAUCAGUACAAGAACUUGGAAUAUUUCCCUCACUCGCUGGAAAUCCUCCUACACGAUGUUCUCGAUGAAGAAGUUGACACCAAUCCAUCUCCAGAAACCGCUCUUCUACCCGGCGUCCUGUCCUUUCUGUCCUCUUUCCCCCGAUAUCUGGACAUCGUUGUUCAGUGUACCCGCAAGACGGAAGUUCGGUCAUGGCGCACGCUGUUCACAUACCUGCCGCCCCCUCAAGAACUUUUUGAAGAGUCUCUACAAAGAGGAACCUUAAAGACGGCAGGAGGUUAUCUGCUGAUUCUGCACACGUUUGAGGAGUUGAGUUCAAGCUCAGAACAAUUGGUACGACUGCUCUCCAGAGCAAAGGAUGAAGGAGACUGGGAACUGUGUAAAGAGUUGGCACGUUUCCUGACUGCUCUAGACGAAACCGGAGCAACGUUGAUGGAAGCGUUGGAGAUGGUUAAUCUAAGAAGCCCCCAGGACGAGCGUGAGGGCAGCAGUUUUCUUUUUGAAGGCUCAAGGUUGAAAGUCCCCAGAUCGGCAAGAGGGUCUUCUCAUGGUCUCGAGGGAGCUGCCAACAGUGACGAUGAUCGCUCUAGCAGUGGCAGUCGCAGUCCUCGGAACAGAAAGGCCGAUACUGCAGACUAUUUCACACCGCAUAAUGAUGUAAUUAGAGACUAGACGUUGGAUUUUGCGGCAUGGAACGGAGUUCGAUCGCCGGAUGCCAGUACCCAAAAGGCAUUGAAUAACACUGGCCUCAAUCAUGAUUUCAG
This is a messenger RNA of Hyaloscypha bicolor E, 3553 nucleotides long. RefSeq names its product RIC1-domain-containing protein. The transcript is spliced from 3 exons. Gene Ontology annotation, molecular function: protein binding. The record is from RefSeq and is a predicted model, not a curated record. Gene Ontology annotation, cellular component: Golgi membrane; cytosol; Ric1-Rgp1 guanyl-nucleotide exchange factor complex. Bases 138 to 3461 code for a protein of 1107 amino acids. Gene Ontology annotation, biological process: intracellular protein transport; retrograde transport, endosome to Golgi. NCBI's taxonomy places the organism in Eukaryota, Fungi, Ascomycota, Leotiomycetes, Helotiales, Hyaloscyphaceae.